Messenger RNA from Anopheles marshallii, 2220 nucleotides. RefSeq lists its product as uncharacterized. Bases 1 to 2220 code for a protein of 739 amino acids. Gene Ontology annotation, cellular component: nucleus. Lineage: Eukaryota; Metazoa; Arthropoda; Insecta; Diptera; Culicidae. Gene Ontology annotation, molecular function: DNA binding; transcription corepressor activity. The record is from RefSeq and is a predicted model, not a curated record. The transcript is spliced from 3 exons. Gene Ontology annotation, biological process: negative regulation of Notch signaling pathway; positive regulation of neuron differentiation.
AUGGAAAACCAUCAUUCUGGUCUUAAAUCGACAUCGAAUUCAAACCACGCCACACCAUCCGGCGAUGUAUUGUCGUUUUAUUCGAUAAAAAGUUACCCUUACGAUGCGGUGGAAUCUGAAAAGCAGCAUACAAUUAACGCAUCAAGUCAAUCGAUGGAACUAUCAAAUUCUUCGUACAACGGUGAAAGGGAACAAUCAAGGAGCGUCAGUACGUGUUCCAAUGUGGUUCAUUCUAAUACGGGAAGUUUUGUUGAAUCCGUUGAUUCGAGUGGUACAAUCGUCACAUCUAGCUGUGUUCCAGUCGAGACUCGGGCCGUAUCCACAUAUCAGCACCACCAUUCGCAACCUUCCACCCUGCAACCGCUGAACGCGGAAUCGUUAAAGCGUGCAAAAUCAUCGCCUUGUUGGGCUUUGAUCGAAUGGGAAACUUCAAACGAGGAACCGAAUUCGUACACCGUGAUAGACUCAUCGCAGAUCGUUGAAAUUUCACGAGAAACCAAUCGGUCAGAUGAGGAAGGUGGCCAACAAACGAGAGACACGGCGCUAUACACCGGGAAACUAAUUCACGUGCUACGGGGCAGAUACAUUAUGCCAGCAACGAUCGUGAUCAUAUCAGAGGAUAAACAAUUUCUCGAAACGGAGCUGCACGAACUGAGAAUGAUGGCCGCCAACAAUUUAAUUGAUAAAUCAGUCCCACAGACACAGUCUUAUCGAAAGCUGGGAAUGCCAACACUAAAGCAAUAUGGCAGGGCGUCGCAGACUGUUGCAAUGCAAUCGCAGCAGAAUACAAUUCCAACGUCGCCGGAAAAUAUCACGAGCACUAAACGCCAGCGUUGCGAUUCUGGUUCAUCUAGCUCGGUGAAGGAAAUGGAAGUCAGGGUGUCAUCUGCGUGCGUUCAGCGAGCUGUGAAAGAAGAAACUAGACAUUCAUUUAAUGACGACAUUUCCUACCAGAAGGUAUUGCCACCGCUUAUGCCAGUGGGGGCACGAUUCACACGAAGCGAUGCUGCAGCUAAACAGGCGCCACCAAUGACCUUUGAUCAGCAAACACAAACCACCGGUGUAUCAGCGGAUGUAACUGCAUCUUACGACGCAAACUUCGUGCGUAUUUUGUCGUACCUCGAGAGCGUUAUGGCGGAGCAAAAGGGAUAUCGGAUGGAGAGUGAAUACAAUCGGAAACUUUUGCACGAACUUCAGGAGAAGAUUUCCGAGCAACAUGGAAUGCUACGGAACGUUCAAAAACAUAUAGCUGAAACGUUCCACACCAAUUCGUCGAAGACAAAUCCCGAAUCGCAAACUGCACAGUCUUCAUCGUCCAAUAUAUUGAUUGCGGAGGUUGUGGAACAAUAUUCAUCUGAACCUGGUGUGGGUACAAAUGCCAUGGUAAUAGACUCCUACGAGACCUCCAACAAUGAUCAUUUUGUGAUCAACAGCUUAACCGACUCCGAUCAACAAUGGAAAACGCAUGAGGGCGCCUUAGCAGAAGAACAGCAGGCCGGCAACAGUAACCAAAGCUGGACGUCUUCGAACAACACCGGAAUGCAAACACAUGAUCACUCCGCCAGAAGUAGCUCCACAUCCCACUCCAUGGACAAAUCGUCGGAAGUAACCUCACAGUCUUCCAUGUUGGUGGACGAAAAUCACGAUGAACCCGUUGGCUUAAGUACGAACCAAACCCGCUCAUCAAACUCAACACCGACGGUAAACGAAUUGAUAAAUAACGACUGGGACGAUUCCGGGCAGGAAAAUGAAAGGAACAACAACCAAAAAACAGGGAAAAAUGUUACACCUGUGCCCAGCACAAGGUUGGUAGCGAUUGGUAGCAACAACACAAUGGUGUGUAGCACCGUGCUCGAGAACAUCAAGUGGGUGAGUUACAAGUAUGCCACGCGUAAGUUAUUGCAGGCAGUAAUCCCACGGGACGUGUUGGCAACGCACUCGCUUAGCGGAAGACCCUGCCCGUCGCAUCUUUCACUCGCGGAUAAACCGGUCAAGGGACGGCUUGAUCCGAAAAUAGUGUCUGAUGUUAUACAGUUCAUUAGGCAAAAGUUUACCAUAGACGAAAGCCAUGUGCGGGCGGUGAUUACGAACAAAUGUGCGGAUGAGAACAAAAUGUUACGGAUGAAGAAUAGUACCACAAAGCAAGCGAGUGUUAAGAAAACUGCACUGGCCAGCACAAGAAAGACGCGCAAUAAGGAAAACGUUUCUUCAGCAGAUUAG